AGCUGCAAUAAUGUCGUCAUAUGAUGCUAUGGUCCGCUCCUUUAAGAACAAGUUCAAGGAUGAAUGGAAGGUCAUCAAAAAGGAUGCGGCCCGCAAAACUGAGCACCCAAUAAUAGCAUGUAGGUAGCAACUUAUUAUCGCCUAUAGGGUAGCAACUAAUAAAAGCAAAUAGGCGUAUCAAUUAUGAAUAGCAUCUAUGUAAGACAAUGAUAUCUCGUUAGUAGCAAACAAUGAUACCAAAAGCUUAGCAGUAUGAUAGCUUGUAUGUAGCAACUAGUAAUAGUAUUAGGUAUCAACUCAUAAUAGCAUUUAGGUAGCAAUUAAUACUAGUAUUAGGUAGCAUCUUAAAAUAGCAUUUAGAUAGCACCAAAUAAUAGUAUUUAGGUUUCAAUUACAAUAGAAUGUAGACAUAUUCUUUUAGAGUCUUUAAAAAAAGAUAUUAUUUUUAGGAAAAAUAAAUAUGUUUCCAAUAACCCAUUAAACUAAUAAUUUCUAAAAAUAAAAUCAGUUUUAACAAAUUGCCCUUAAAAAAAAAUAAUAUAACCCCCCCCCCCCCCCCCCCCCCCAAAAAAAAAAAAAAACACCAAUAAAGAAAACGUAGAUUAAUGCUGGACAGCAUUAGGAAUGAAACUGGUUGAAGUAACUGUUAACAAACGGUUAAUUACAAUACUGCUGUCUGAUCAAUGAAGCUCUAUACAUUUGUUCCCAACUGUCCAAAGCAAAUAUCCUUAACAAAUCCAUAGAAGCUGUUCGGAUACCGCGCUUAUAUAAAAACACUUAUAAUAAUAAAAAUACUUUUUAUGUAUACCCAUAGAUUAUAAAUAUAUUUUUUUGAUGUAUCAAAAGUGGACAGCAGCGCGUCAUAUUCAUGGGACAAUAACUACUGGGAACUGGUCACCGAGAACACCGGUUGUACUGAACCCGCAUAUUUAACCUCCGACCUUCUGGCCAAAGUUAAUCCCAAGGCGAAGAUUAUGAUGCUAAUGAGAGAACCCGUGUCAAGGUUGGUUCCAGGGGUGGGGGAUGAUAGCUUAAACUUAUUCUGCCCUUGCCCAUCUGGUUAUUUUCAAUUUGGUGAUUUGCCAUUUGGUUAUUUGCCAUUUGGUUAUUUGUAAUUCGUUAUUUGCCAAUUUGUUAUUGGCCAUUUGGUUAUUAUUCCAUGUGGUUAUUGCCCAUUUGGUUAUUUGCCAUUUGGUUAUUGGCUAUUUUUCGUAAAAUAUCUUAAACUGCUAACACUUUUAUAAGGUUUUGUUCAGCACAGCAGCACUCGCUAAAUAUGUGUUAUUUUAACAGGGCAUUCUCUGACUACUUGUACUUUCAAUGGGUAAUUUCCAAGGAGCCAAGCUUGGAACAGUUUCACAACUGGACAGUCAACUUCAUUACAAAGUUUGAAAGCUGUAGGCGGCACAAUUCUCUUCGGUACUGCACCUAUGUUGAUGUGCGCUUUCGAGAAGGGGUCUUCG
Molecule: messenger RNA, 1463 nt
Organism: Lymnaea stagnalis (great pond snail)
Lineage: Eukaryota; Metazoa; Mollusca; Gastropoda; Lymnaeidae
Source: the annotation of a GenBank genome assembly